AUGGCAUCAUCACGUGGUUUUGAAGGUUGUCCAUCCGAAGCCUCUAACAUUUCUGCCACCUCUGAAGGCAUUUCCCAUAAACCUUGUGUUGAAGAAGAGAAUAAUGUUGAGGUGAUAAUGAAGGGGAAAAAUGCCAAAUAUGAACAAGAUCAAGCUUCAAAUUCCAAUUCUCGCAAAAUAUUGGAUUUUGUUAAGCUCUCCAAGGAUGAACCAAUUCAUGGGUCCAAUGUGGAAUUAGAUUUUUUCACCCCAACAAAGAGUUCAUCUUCUUGCAAGGUUGAAGGGAGAUAUGAGAACAACAAUGAAGAGAAAUCAUUGGAGGCUAAGACUUUUUCGUGUAACUUUUGUAAGAAAGAGUUUUCUUCUUCACAAGCUUUGGGAGGGCACCAAAAUGCCCACAAGAAAGAGCGUGCUCUUGCAAAGCAUCGCCAAGAGAUUGAUGCUAGUGCUUUUGGGAACAGUCAUUUUCUUUAUUACCCUUAUCCCACACACUCUUAUUAUGGAUCCUAUAAUAAGGCACUUGGAAUUCGAAUGGAGUCUAUGAUUCAUAAGCAAUCAUAUCCUUCAUUUCCACUUGGUUUUAGGUUUGGUCAAGGGUGGUCAAGACAAGAGAUGCUAAAUCCUUCUCUUGAUAGAUUGAGGAUGGAGGGUUUGGAUGGAAAUAGUGGAAUUAGGGUUCUUGGGAGUGACACAACUUUGAGGAGAAAAGAUGAUCUUGGUACUAUUGGACUCAUUCCCUUCCUUGGAGAUGUUUCUACCAAUAUUGCUACCAAUUCAAAUUCGACUUUGAAUAGGCCAACUUUGAGCAACAUGGGUGGUGAUCAUUCCAAGCAAGAAGAAACCUCUUGUUCUGAUUCCUCUAGGAUUGAUUUAUCACUCAAGCUUUAG
This is a messenger RNA of Cajanus cajan (pigeon pea), 888 nucleotides long. RefSeq lists its product as uncharacterized. Gene Ontology annotation, biological process: negative regulation of abscisic acid-activated signaling pathway. The record is from RefSeq and is a predicted model, not a curated record. Lineage: Eukaryota; Viridiplantae; Streptophyta; Magnoliopsida; Fabales; Fabaceae.